Vespula pensylvanica (western yellowjacket) is the source of this 913-nucleotide messenger RNA. Its product is annotated as methylthioribulose-1-phosphate dehydratase. NCBI's taxonomy places the organism in Eukaryota, Metazoa, Arthropoda, Insecta, Hymenoptera, Vespidae. Gene Ontology annotation, molecular function: methylthioribulose 1-phosphate dehydratase activity; metal ion binding. The transcript has 5 exons. Gene Ontology annotation, cellular component: cytoplasm. The coding region runs from base 172 to 861 and encodes 229 amino acids. The record is from RefSeq and is a predicted model, not a curated record.
UCAAAUCAUGCUUGAUAAAAGAAAAGAGAAAACAAGUAAUAAAGAUUUUUUAUUUGUGCGACAUCUAUAAUUUUAAGUUAUAUCCGAUUUCUUUUUUCUUAUCGUUUUAUUUGGCGGCAUCUACUACUUCAAUCAUUUCCGCUCGAUUUUUUAAUACGGAUAACAAUAGAAAUGGAGCAUCCUCGAAAUCUUAUACCUGAAUUAUGUCAGCAAUUUUAUCAUUUAGGAUGGGUUACUGGUACCGGUGGGGGUAUAUCCAUCAAGCACGAAGACAAAAUCUAUAUAGCUCCAUCAGGUGUACAAAAAGAACGAAUAAAUGCAGAUGAUAUAUUUGUUCAAGAUAUAAAUGGAAAAGAUUUAGAACUACCUCCAGCUGAGAAAAAAUUGAAAAAAUCACAAUGUACUCCACUAUUUAUGUGUGCAUAUCUUAGAAGAAAUGCUAAUGCAGUCAUUCAUACUCAUUCUAAAGUCGCUUUGAUGGUUACUUUAUUGUGGCCUGGAAAAGAAUUUCGAGUCACUCAUCUUGAAAUGAUUAAAGGUAUAAGAAAUCAAAAGCUAGGAAGAGCUUAUCGUUAUGACGAAGAGUUAGUGGUACCUAUAAUAGAAAAUACACCUUUUGAAGAAGAUUUAAGAGAAGAAUUAGAUAAAGCAAUCAUUGAAUAUCCAGAAACUUGUGCAGUUUUAGUACGUAGACAUGGUGUUUAUGUUUGGGGUGAUACUUGGCAACAAGCUAAAACAAUGACUGAAUGUUAUGAUUAUUUAUUUGAUGUUGCCAUACAAAUGAAACAGUGUGGUCUAAAUCCCAUGGCAACUCCAGCAGAGUAUGAACUUCAUUAUCAAACUAAUGAAUUAAAAAUAUAAUUUUUGAUAAAUCUUUAUCCCUCUGCAAAUUAAAAAUACUAUAAAAUAAUAA